Messenger RNA from Colletotrichum spaethianum, 639 nucleotides. RefSeq names its product cell wall mannoprotein 1. Gene Ontology annotation, cellular component: extracellular region. The record is from RefSeq and is a predicted model, not a curated record. The transcript has a single exon. NCBI's taxonomy places the organism in Eukaryota, Fungi, Ascomycota, Sordariomycetes, Glomerellales, Glomerellaceae. The coding region runs from base 1 to 639 and encodes 212 amino acids.
AUGCACGGGUCUCAGGUUCUUCUCGUCGCCCUCCAGGCGUGGGCGAUCGCCGCUGGUCCUGUCCUUGUACCUCGCCAAAAAGAUGUCAUCACUGGUGCUCUUGGAAUGGUUCAAAGCUCACUUAAGCAGCUCGACACGGCUGUCAACAAACUCAGCGCGACCGAUGCCAACUCUGCCGUCGGCGUUCUCAACGCGGCCCAGGGCGCGCAAUCCAUGAUCGAGAAGGCCACAAGCCAGAUCUCGAAUGCUGAUAACUUGGGUCUCUUCGGAGCCCUUGGACUUCAACAGACGGCCACUGAUCUUGUCGGUCAAGUUCAGACCACCCUCGGCGACCUCGAGAAGAAGAAGCCCGUAUUCGACCAGCUUGGCGUCACUUCUGUAGUAUCGGACGCUCUUCAGCAACAAAAGUCAGGCAGCGGUCAGCUCGGUGAUAUGCUCCUUAGCAAGGUUCCGGCCAUCGCGCGCCCGAUCGCUCAGAAGAGCACCGGCCAGCUCACUGAAGCUAUCGACAGUGCCAUCGCGACAUUUAAGAAGCCAGCUGCUGCCAAGCCUGCAGCUCCUGCAGCCCCUGCCAAGCCUCCUGCGGCUCCUGCGGCUCCUGCAGUCGCUGCAGCCGCUGCAGCGGCAGCGGCAGCAUAG